AUGACAAACAAGCGGUGUGAAGUCCUCCUGGGUAGUGGAAACUACUUCCACUGGGAGUAUAACAUGCGCAUGACGUUGGCGCGCAAGGGGCUGCUGGUGCACGUUCAAGUCAUCAAGAAAGAAGAAGAGAUGACGGAUGCCUGGCUGUUCAACGACGCUAAGGCACUGGGUAUCAUCGCUCAAGGCAUAGAGCUACAGCACCAGACCAAGAUACGAUUGGCGACGACAGCUAUGCACGCGUGGGUCAUCUUGCGGGACUUCUACAGCCGCACCACGCUCCACAAUCGUGUCUAG
This is a messenger RNA of Peronospora matthiolae, 294 nucleotides long. The record is from the annotation of a GenBank genome assembly. Lineage: Eukaryota; Oomycota; Peronosporomycetes; Peronosporales; Peronosporaceae.